AUGAACAAUGCGACUAUGGAAGAUGACAACACCAACACAACACAAGACAAUAUCCUUAUAGACAACAAAAAGGUGCAAAAGCUCAAAUUAUCCUUUGCACAUUUGACUGAGCAAUACAAAGUUAGAGAGCUGCUUAAAAAAAUAGACACAAUUUCAGCUUUAUGUGGCCUGGCUGCGAUUCCUUUAGAAUAUUUUCAGGUAAGUGUAAAUUAGAAUGAGGAAUUCCGUAGCAAUGAUUUUACUUCAAAUCAUAAAGUUUUGACUAUGAGGGUUUUUGAGCUGCUGCUGACUAUUGCGUUGAGUAAAAUUUAAGCAGUUUUUUGUUUGACGAUUAGAUAUAGAGUCAAUAAAGACUUAAUGAGUUUAAGAAAAAGAAACCAAGAAAGUGAUGGCUUAAAUGCUUCAAAUUUUCUGUCAGGGCUAGCAUUAGAAAUAGCGAUUUGCAUUGUGUUCACUCCUCCAGGAUUAGAUUAUACGUUUAGUGGGCAUGUGCUUUCAGGGACUUAUAAGUAUACAUUUUCUGAUGUAGCUUUAGAGAUUAUGAUUUUAAGAAUGUAUUUAUUUUUAAGGCUUUAUGGGCAUUAUUCUAAGUGAAACAGUAACUUAGCAAAAGAUCUGUGCCACAAAUUUGGGACUGACAAUGACUUUAUAUUUGCUAUUAAAUCUGAUAUAAAAGAUAGGCCAUAUACCACUAUAGGUGUAGCCUUAACUGGGCUUAUAAUUAUAUAUGGAGUUGCUAUAAGAACAGUAGAAAGAGGGUUUACCGGUCCAUAUAUGGCAGCUAACAUGGAUCAAUUAUUUAAUGACGAAUGGCUGACUUUUAUCACAAUGUUUACAGUCGGAUACGGCGAUUUCUAUCCCUCUACUCAUUUUGGACGUCUAUUUAGUACAAUAGCUUGUAUUUCAGGGCUUGUCAUUAUUUCUAUGUUUAUCGUCGCCCUGACUAUUACAAGUGAAUUUGAUAAAAACCAAACUUUAGCGUAUAUGGGAAUCAGAAAUAAAGCUAAUGAAGAAAAAUGGUAUGUGUCUGCAAAAGAAGUGAUAAAACAAGCCUUAAUUUGUAAACAGUCACAAGGGGAUCCUGUUAAAAAACUUGGCAAUAUGAUAAAACUAAGACAAAAAGCUCAUAGUUUUAAAAGACAAACAGAACUCAGCAGCUUAAUGGAUAUCACCGCUGCUGAAAUGCUUUACGAUUUGCAAGAAAAACUAGAAGGAAAAAUAGUUUCAACCAAAAAACUUAUUGGCAACGUCCCAAGCUUACAAUUAAAAUGUGCUAACCUCCACAAUAAGCAGCUUGAAAUUGAUAAAAACCUUGAUCAGCUCAUAGAGCAGCAGAAUAAAAUCAUGGACUUUAUCGCCAUCAAUUUAGAAGGAAAAAUGUUAACCUAA
Molecule: messenger RNA, 1389 nt
Organism: Blepharisma stoltei
Lineage: Eukaryota; Ciliophora; Heterotrichea; Heterotrichida; Blepharismidae
Source: the annotation of a GenBank genome assembly